AUUCUAGUUCCGCCUCCCUCUCUGAGUGGCUGCCAGGCCAACUUCCCAUUGGCCGCCGACGAGAAGGCAGACAUCCGGUUUGAGUGUCUGGACGCCCGAGGCGGAUACGAACAUGGUGCGCUUCAAGCACAGGUACCUGCUUUGCGAAGUGGUGUCUGAGGACCCCCGCUGCCGUCUGAAUCUGGAGGACCGAGUGCUGGGCGGCCUAGUACGGGACACGAUCGCGCGCGUGCACGGAACUUUCGGCGCGGCCGCCUCCUCCAUCGGCUUCGCGGUGCGAUACCUCAAUGCCUAUACCGGAAUAGUGCUACUUCGAUGCCGGAAGGAAUUCUAUCGGCUCGUGUGGUCAGCUCUUCCCUUCAUCACAUACUUGGAGAACAAAGGACACCGUUAUCCGUGUUUUUUUAACACCUUACACGUGGGAGGUACAAUUAGAACAUGUCAGAAGUUCCUCAUUCAGUACAAUAGGAGACAGCUGUUGAUUUUGUUGCAGAACUGCACUGAUGAAGGAGAGCGGGAAGCUAUCCAGAAGUCUGUUACAAGAAGCUGUUUACUAGAAGAGGAGUCCACUGGGGAGGAGCUUUCAGAUAGUGGCGGUGAGGAGGCUGCUGAGACAAUGGAGUGAACUUUUGCAGGCUGCGUUGCGCCUAAGCUUCAGGGCCUACUUGUUGGACAGGGAAUUCUGGGAGGCACUAGCACCUUCUACAGUUCUCAAACUGGAUGACUGCUGAUCAGUGGCCAGUUACCAGCUCAAAAUGAAUUGACUUAUUGUUUAAAACUUGCCGGAGUUCCCGUCGUGGCGCAGUGGUUAACGAAUCCGACUAGGAACCAUGAGGUUGCGGGUUCGGUCCCUGCCCUUGCUCAGUGGGUUAACGAUCCGGCGUUGCCGUGAGCUGUGGUGUAGGUCGCAGACUCGGCUCGGAUCCCUUGUUGCUGUGGCUCUGGCGUAGGCCGGUGGCUACAGCUCCGAUUCGACCCCUAGCCUGGGAACCUCCAUAUGCCGCGGGAGCGGCCCAAGAAAUAGCAACAACAACAAGACAAAAAAAUAAAUAAAUAAAUAAAUAAAAUAAAACUUGCCAAAGUCACCUUUACCCAGCAUUACCUGGUUAAGUAGUUCUGCAGGUGGUGAAGUUCCUGUAGAUAUAUACAUCUUUUUAUCUAA
Messenger RNA from Sus scrofa (pig), 1162 nucleotides. RefSeq names its product POP5 homolog, ribonuclease P/MRP subunit (gene POP5). Gene Ontology annotation, molecular function: ribonuclease P RNA binding. Lineage: Eukaryota; Metazoa; Chordata; Mammalia; Artiodactyla; Suidae. Gene Ontology annotation, biological process: tRNA 5'-leader removal. The record is from RefSeq and is a predicted model, not a curated record. Gene Ontology annotation, cellular component: ribonuclease P complex.